Chenopodium quinoa (quinoa) is the source of this 564-nucleotide messenger RNA. RefSeq lists its product as uncharacterized. The record is from RefSeq and is a predicted model, not a curated record. Lineage: Eukaryota; Viridiplantae; Streptophyta; Magnoliopsida; Caryophyllales; Amaranthaceae. The transcript has 2 exons. Bases 12 to 479 code for a protein of 155 amino acids.
UACUAGAAGCUAUGGAGCAGGUGGUGCCUUAUGCAGACAAAAGGUAUUGUGUGAGGCAUAUAUGGGCAAACUUCAAGCUACAAUUUAGUGGUGCAACUUUCAAGGAGUUGUUCUGGUCAGCAGCUAGGGCAACAACUUUGUUUGACUUUGAAGUGGCAAUGGAAUCAAUUAAGUUUCUGUCUGAAGAAGCAUAUGAAUAUCUAGCUGAGAUCCCAGCUCAACACUGGUCCAGACAUGCAUUUAGUCCAUUCCCAAAGUCUAACAUGUUGCUCAACAAUGUAUGUGAGACUUUUAAUGCGGUCAUCAAAGAAGCAAGGGAUAAGCCAAUUUUGACUCAGAUGGAGUGGCUUAGGAGGUACAUGAUGAGAAGGAACCAUGAGAAAUGGGAGAGUUAUCAGGAAAUGGAAGAUAAGGUUGUUCCUUAUGUGAAGAAGACAUUUGAAAGGAUAGAACCUGCUACUAGACAUUGCAUUGUGUAAUGUUCAAGGGGUCAUACUUAUGAGGUAGAGUUGAACUCAGACCUAGUGACAGUUGAUCUCAGCAAACAAACAUGCUCAUGCUACC